Messenger RNA from Colletotrichum graminicola M1.001, 2121 nucleotides. Its product is annotated as modin. The record is from RefSeq and is a predicted model, not a curated record. NCBI's taxonomy places the organism in Eukaryota, Fungi, Ascomycota, Sordariomycetes, Glomerellales, Glomerellaceae. The transcript has 2 exons. Bases 1 to 2121 code for a protein of 706 amino acids.
AUGGACGGCAUGGACGAAGGCCAAUUCAACCGUACGCUCCAGGUCAUCAACAGCAACAUCAACGACGAUGACAAGGAAUUGUUCGUUGCCGUUGCUGCUCUGGUCAUAUCCAUUGUUGCCCUCGUCGCAGCUCUUCUCCAGGUCGCCCAGCAAUACUAUGCAUCCGCCGCCGGCUACUCUAGCUGCGGGAGCAAAGUCAUAGGGAAAUGGUCCGAGUCCAAGAAGCGACGCCUCAAGUUCACCGAGUUCCGAUUCGAGGUGCAGUUCGAGACCCCCGUCAUCUUCCUGUGCCCCCCGACAAACACGAAAGGCCCUGUCAAGGGCCAGGAAAUCAUCUUUAUUGAUGGGUCAGAUCAUAGUCUGCGGGAAAGUCGGUCUGAAAUCCCGGAGAAAAGUUCAAGGGAAAAGAAUGAAUACGAUGAGAAAUUGGUCAAGCAGUCUGUGCACACGGCCGACAAUGAGCGGGCUUCAUGGGUAACGCUUCUCUCUGCUCUACAAAAGAUGGAACGUGACUCCAGAGAAUGGCAGAAGGGGCAGUACAAGAACAAGAUCUUCAAGAGUCCGCCCAAAGGGUUUGCCCCGGCCGAGAAACCAGAGGAUAUUGAUGCCACGCUCAGGGACGUCAGUAACAACUAUACUCUGACAAUCGCCAUCCAGAGGAAACUCAGAAGCUGGGAUACGAUGCCAGCAAAUGUCAAGAAGCCCUAUGCCACCACCACAUGGUGCCAUAUUAUCGAGAUGCUGGCUAUGCUUGGCGUAUACUGGGUUGAAUUCAACAGGGCCAAUGACAGGUACCGCGCUGAAGGCAACGGCUACACAGUAACGGGAGAGAAGGUCAGCGACCUCGGCAUCAUGUUCACCUUUCAGGUACACGGGCGCAGCCGCUUUGAGGGCAACCGUGUCAUACCCGUCGACGAGACUAAGGAACUCUGCUUCGGCUUCGUUCCGACCAUUUACCGGUCAGCCUUGGACGGUCGGCGGCUGCAGUUCCCCAACGACGAACCUAGAGACCUGUCUGUUCUGAACUUCUCCAGCAACCGCGAGAUUGCGGAAACGUUGGUCCUUAUCGGCUGUAACACAAAUACAGUGAACUAUUUUGCUGAUAAUUCAACUGCGCGAACCGGGCAUCUGUUUCCUGUUGCUUUCGAAAUAAUAGGAAUGCUGGCUCGCACGCUUCACAUCGAGAAGAGCGCGUUUCGUCUGCUACCAAACCCCACCCACUAUCGAUGGGAUACGAAGAACUUCUCUCUGACCCGCCUCCUUGAGGCGUACGCCAUGCAGAUGAACAAACUGAAGACAGACCCUCAAUAUGCCGCCAGCAACGUCGGCAUGCUUAUUCGGAGAAAUAUUCGGAAAAUACAAGAGCACAUGACGACCUCGGAACAGAGUGGCUGGCCUACCUUGCCUCUCAUGGACGCGUUGCAUUCGGCGCUCGAUGACAUGGACGUGAUCCUGACGGCGACGCCUAGGGAAUCUCGGCCAGCCGCAAUCACCCGUAAUUAUACCACGACAUCUGGCUUGCAGAAUCCCCAAAGCAAAUCGGCCCAGCCGUCUGAGGCCUCCGACGUCAUGCCACAAGAAAACACUCGUCAAGAAAUGGUCAAGGAUGUGCUGCGAAGUCACAUCCAGGAGGUUCUUGCUGGUUUUAACGAAAAGACGGAAAAGGCGACGGCGCUGAACCCCCCCAGCGGCAACCAGCCCCUGGAGGACAAGGCGAAACCUCUCCGCUUUGAGGACAUCGACGCUGCGGCCCCUGAGCUCAAGCAAUACAAGCUCAUGGAGGUGUACUUUCGUGUGGUCCGGAGCAAGGUCAUUGCAGAGUCCAAAGAGUCGAAGGACAUGCGAGCAUCAAUCUCCCCCACGGCGCCGACUGUGGAGUUUGGUGGGUUGAAGCAGAGGGACCAGACGAACCUCAGCACGUGGACGGCGGACACGGUCGACGACGAGGAACAGACCGUCUUGCCAGAUUUGAAAGACGAGGAGAUCAAGUACGGGGAUAUCUGGUGCACCCUAGUUUUUCGGAUGAUCUGUUGGCUCAUGCUGCAUGACUUUCAUAAGAAGGACGUUCAGGUUUCCAAGAGCGAGCUUUUGGGCAGCCGUUUACCGGUCUACAUCGCAUAA